This is a messenger RNA of Daldinia childiae, 2907 nucleotides long. RefSeq names its product Repressible high-affinity phosphate permease. The transcript is spliced from 6 exons. Gene Ontology annotation, molecular function: phosphate transmembrane transporter activity. The record is from RefSeq and is a predicted model, not a curated record. NCBI's taxonomy places the organism in Eukaryota, Fungi, Ascomycota, Sordariomycetes, Xylariales, Hypoxylaceae. Bases 1 to 2907 code for a protein of 968 amino acids. Gene Ontology annotation, cellular component: membrane. Gene Ontology annotation, biological process: phosphate ion transport; transmembrane transport.
AUGGCCACGCCGGAGCCUAUAACGCCGGCAACGUAUGACCGGACGUAUGGCGGCAAUCGAGCUUUUCAUAAUUUCUUCAACGACUUCAAUCACAUCCAAGACCCGAACCUACGACGACGGCUUGCGCUAUCAGAAAUCGAUAAAGUACCUUUUGGGAUGUACCAUGUGAGGGCUGUGUUAGUCGCUGGUAUAGGAUUUUUUCUUGAUUCGUACGAUAUCUUUGCUAUCAAUCUCGUAACGACGUUGCUCGGUGUUGUGUUCUGGCACGGAGCCCCGGAGGAUGCGAAGAAUGGGUAUGGAGGGAACUUUGGACACUUACCGACCCCGGUCAGCCAGACUCUGAAGGCGUCAACGAGCGCGGGUAUCAUCGUAGGUCAGGUCCUAUUUGGCUGGUUGGCAGAUAAGUACGGAAGAAGGCGAAUGUACGGAGUUGAGCUAGGCAUCAUCGUCUUCUCGACUCUUUCUUGUUGUUUGGUUGCGGCCUCUCAAGCUAUAAGCUUCACCGGACUAAUGACGUUUUGGAGGGUAAUGAUGGGAGUCGGUAUAGGAGGGGACUAUCCUUUGAGCGCUGUCAUCACCUCGGAGUUUGCGCCUACACGAUGGCGAGGCGCUAUGAUGGCCGCGGUGUUUUCCAUGCAAGGGAUGGGACAGUUACUAGCUGCCGUCGUGGCCCUUAUUGUUACCGCAUCUUUCAAGAACGCCUUCGGAAACGCCCCGAGCGUCGACCAAUGCGACUACGCAUGUCAGACAGCCGCCGAUCGAUGCUGGCGUAUUAUUGUAGGAGUCGGAGCUUUUCCGGCUUGCUUUGCUCUAUACUAUCGCAUUACGAUCCCCGAAACGCCUAGGUAUACCUUCGAGGUGGCUAAGGAUGUCGAGAAAGCGGCGGCCGAUAUCAAGGCAUAUAUGUCGAGCCGGUCAGAAGGAGAAGUAGAUGAAAUCACUCAAGCGAGGAUGAAGAAAGUCGCCGCUCCAGCACUCAACAUACCCUCAGCGUCUUGGCACGACUUAUAUAUUUACUUCACACAAUGGAAGAACGCCAAAGUCCUGCUGGGAACAACUCUGUCGUGGUUUUUCCUAGACCUAGCUUUCUAUGGUUUAGGGUUAAACAACCAGAUAAUAUUACAAGCAAUCGGUUACGCCGAUGGGGACUCGCUUUACACAAUAUUGUUCAACAGCGCAGUCGGCACGAUCAUUCUAGUCGUCGCAGGCUCUCUGCCUGGAUAUUGGACUGCCAUACUGACGAUCGAUAGUAUUGGUCGCAAACCACUCCAGAUUAUCGGAUUCGUUAUACUUACUAUCACCUUCUGCGUAUUAGGAUUUAUGUACAAUAGCCUCAGCAAGGGUGCUUUAUUGGCCCUAUAUGUCAUUGCAAACUAUUUCUUCAAUUUCGGUCCAAAUACCACUACUUUCAUCGUCCCCGGUGAGUGCUUCCCGACACGAUACCGCUCCACCGGACACGGACUUUCGGCAGCUAUGGGGAAAGUCGGUGCUAUCGUCGCACAAGUCAUUUCUUUGCCGCUCCUCACAAAGGGCGCUCCCAACCCUUGCUCGGGGAAAUCAUGCACGCCCUGGCUCGACCGGCUGAUGCAGAUAUUCGCGUUAUUCAUGCUCUGUGGAACAUUUUCGUCGCUACUUAUCCCCGAAACUAAGGGCUAUACCCUCGAAGAGCUAGCGGGGGAGCCUCCGACAUCGUACAACUCGGGCCGCAACGGCAGCAUCAUUGAACGGUCUAAAGGCCGAUGGUGGAACCCGUUUUCGGGCGGUCAGCCAGCCGGCUUUUUCUACCCGCGCAUGGCACCGAGCGGUCGGACAGGUAUCAUGACUAUACCUGAAUCGGUAGUUCAGAACGUUCAGCCGAAAAAAAGGUGGAGGUUCUGGAGACGCAAUGGUGGCCCCAACAGCAAUAACGCAGGCAACUACGCCGCUAGUUCGAGCUCAACAGCGGGUUUCGCCACGUCAGGGGAGACGAUGGUGGCUAACGCAGGCGUGUUGCCCGGUUGGGGUGCUGGCUGGGGUAGGAUAGAUAGAGGAGGGAACACUCUUGCUAUGGAUAAUAUACGGCUGCAAGAUGUGGGAAGCCUGUUAAAAUUAGCUUUUCGUCAACAACCUGGAUUUCGACUCUUGGGACUGGCAAUCCAACCAAAACAGACCGGCAAAAAACAACCUUUUGGCCACCCUAGUCCUUGCGAUUCUCGGUUCACGAAGCCCACUUUGGUGACAAAGCCCGCCACUGUUUCUCCCGCCCCAAGAAGCCUAGGAGACGUCCUAAUGGACCACCCGGAGAAGCGAUUUGAAGGCAUCAGCCGAGAUAUUAUUGACUUAGCCGCUAAGUCUGUGUUGCAAGUUACUGACGAAGUAACGGUGAAAUGGCUACACAAAUGGUGUCCUUACAUGGACUUCGCGCUGAUUUUCGACUGGAUCCGAUCUAUUGACUACGUCGAGAACAACUACAAGCACAACCUAUAUAUGGUACCAUCUGAGGCGAUGGACAUCAAAGGCACUGGUACGACACUGGCAAACCUAUACCGCAAUUGCCGAGUAGUCUACUCGAAGUACCCCGUCCUCAAGAUGUCCAAUGUCGUGGAGGUUUUUGAUCAAUGCAUUAUUCUCUGCCGCGUACUCAAGAAUGAGAAGUGCACAGAUCUCCUUAAGAAGACAAAAGAUAUCAUCCAGUGGCUUCCUGUCGGCCUCGGAUGCAAGGAACUGGAGGUGCAGAGGAAAUUAUCUCGCAACUUGAACAAUCUCUCUCUUUCAGGGAAAGAGAGAAAUAAGUUGGAGGAAGAAUUGCUGGACGCAGCACUCGUCGAAUUCGAAAUACAUCGGCAAGAGUUCACCAUCAAGCUUCUGCAGCAAGUCAAGUUACUGCUAGACUCCUCCGACCCGUUUGGAGUCAACAAUAACUUGUGA